Geosmithia morbida is the source of this 603-nucleotide messenger RNA. RefSeq lists its product as uncharacterized. NCBI's taxonomy places the organism in Eukaryota, Fungi, Ascomycota, Sordariomycetes, Hypocreales, Bionectriaceae. The transcript has 2 exons. The coding region runs from base 1 to 603 and encodes 200 amino acids. The record is from RefSeq and is a predicted model, not a curated record.
AUGACUGCCAUCGAGAGACCGGCCAAGAGCAUCAUCAGGCGCUUCUACGACAAGACGCUUCCGGAUCCACAGCGCGUCACGUUUCGCAACGCUGCCAUCGGCCUAUCCGAGACGCCGGAUGACGAGGUCCGCGUGGAGGAUGAUGGACCACCGCCGUCUAAGAAACGGUCGCCGUCAAAAUCCCGGUCGCCAGUGAAGAAGGUCUCCCCAGACCGCUGGGGUGUGCUAGUCAGAGAGAAGGAUCUCACCGAGACGAACUGCUUUGUUGGUCCAGUGGAGAAGUCAAGCGCGCUCCACUCGAGGUUAAGGGGCAGUACCACGCCUAGACCGAAGCCGGACAAUACGGCGUCAUCCGCUAACCCGCCCCGCACUGGCUCCCCGGGCCCGGCCGUCAAAGGGGACACGGUUGUCGCCAUGGUUCUGUGCCAGACAUACCACUACAUGAUACAUUCUGGGCUGCUGUGCAGCUGCGUCGCCUCUGGUGGUGCUCUGAUAUUCCUGCACGUCUCCACCGAGGAACCCGAGGUCCUGUUCUACUUUCCGGUCCUGUUUCACCAGGACCAGGGACGGCCACGACAAUCAGACCAAACGGCGGUCGCGUAA